ACCGCGGCGUUCACGCGUUCUCGCCCCGAACAAACUUUCCACUUCGAAGUUCGUUCGAUUUUCAGAUUUGAAUCGCGUAAUUUUGAAUUGUGUUCUUUUGGCGUUCGAAUUUUGUGUUAGUGUUUUGUUUCUUUGUGGUUUCUGUGAAGUUUUUUUUAUAUUGUGAGUGACUAAAGUGAAAAGUGGCCAACUUCGGAUACUUUUAAAGAUUUUGUGCCAGUCUUGAACGGAUUACCUUCACAAUCAAAGUGAAAGUCAAACAUCCAUCCGAAGAGAGCCGAAACGAUGCGGUUAUCGCCAUAGCGCCGCCCGGGCAAUGCGCCGCGCGGCUCGACCGGCGCAGCGCACAAUAUGCGCUCGCUGAACGAGAGCGCGUGCGCAGCGCUACUCGAGCAAGUGCGCUGGGACGAGCCGACCAGCCUCGCGUCCCUCGCCGUGCUCGCGCUCAUCGACGUGCUGGUCAUCGCAGGCAACUGCCUGGUGAUAGCAGCGGUGCUGUGCUCGUCGAAGCUGCGCAGCGUGACGAACCUGUUCAUCGUGUCGCUGGCGGUAGCCGACCUGCUGGUGGGCGUGGCCGUGCUGCCCUUCUCCGCCACCAGGGAGGUCUUUGAGAUAUGGAUAUUCGGCGACGUGUGGUGCUCGGUAUGGCUAGCGGUGGACGUAUGGAUGUGCACAGCAUCCAUCCUGAACCUGUGCGCCAUAUCCUUGGAUCGGUACGUGGCCGUGACCAGGCCGGUCAGCUACCCUAGCAUCAUGAGCAGGAAGCGGGCUAAGGCGCUCAUAGCUGGGCUGUGGGUGCUGUCGUUUGUGAUUUGUUUCCCUCCGCUGGUCGGAUGGAAGGAUAAAAAGCCCGAAGAAGCCGAGAAAGACGGCUGGGCCCCCAACCCCCCUUGCCCCUGGACAUGCGAGCUGACCAACGACGCCGGUUACGUGGUGUACUCCGCUCUUGGAUCCUUCUACAUCCCCAUGUUCGUCAUGCUCUUCUUCUACUGGAGGAUAUACAAGGCAGCAGUGAGGACUACUAAGGCCAUCAACCAGGGGUUCCGGACGACGAAAGGUACAUCCAUUGGUAAAGGCAUGGGCAGCCGCUUCGAUGACAACCGACUGACCCUCAGGAUACACAGGGGCCGAGGAUCUGCACGGCCUCACGGCUCACCGCUGUCAACUGCAUCCAAUCACUCUACAAGUACUUCGCUGAGUGCCUCCCCUGAAAGGCUUAGAAGGCAUUCCAGUGCAAGGCGAGCCCACGAAAAAGUCAAGAUUUCUGUAUCCUAUCCCUCAUCUGAGCAGAUUUGUCCAGCUCUAGAGAACUCCCGAUUGGAGAACUCGCGGUCCCCCAGCCGGUCUCCGAGCCCGAGUUUAUACGCUGUUCACUACGAGAGGGACGGUAGAGAGCUCACUGAGAGCAGACUGAGGGUCAGACCGCCUCCUCAGCAUUUGGCUCCAGGACCUCUGUACGAUGAGUAUGAUGAUAAGCCAAGGACUACGAGAAGGAUGGGGAAGAGGAACAUUAAAGCUCAGGUCAAACGCUUCCGAAUGGAGACCAAAGCAGCCAAGACCCUCGGCAUCAUUGUGGGCGGCUUCGUGUUCUGCUGGCUGCCAUUCUUCAGCGUGUACGUCGUCCGCGCCUUCUGCGAGAAGUGCGUCACGCCUAUCGUGUUCUCUGUGCUCUUCUGGUUGGGCUACUGCAACUCUGCCAUCAACCCUCUCAUCUACGCUUUGUUCUCGAAGGACUUCAGGUUCGCAUUCAAGCGCAUUAUCUGCAAGUGCUUCUGCGGUGGCGGUGGCGGCCGGCGGGAGAGUGACGGCGAGGGCUCGCGGAGGGCCGUCAAGCCGACGCACUCUCACUCGCUGGAUGAACACGACACCACGCACUCUCACACUACCAGUGCUAGUGACAGGUGACGUCAAACCAUGCGACGGCAUAACUCCCAAUUCCAAACUUCCGUCGCAUGCGUCUAGCGAAACGGCUUCGCUUGCAAAAGCGAAGCGUUAUAACGGUAGCGUUACCGUUACACCUCACUAGUGAUGUUUGUAACCAUUUUUGAACAACGUUAUUUUAUAUUACUCAAGUGAAUACGUACGUACAGUUUUUUAUGGAUGUCAUAGACAUUAGUGUUAAAGCAAUAUAAAAAUAUAAUAACUACACGUCAUGGUAUAUAAAUAUUAAUUUUUAAAUUAAUGAUUGAUGUAUAACGUGACUAAUCUAUCAUCGUCAUCUAUUAUAUUACUAUGAAAUUAUUAACCAGAAACACCAAUUUUGAAUACAUUCGUUCGACAGCUUAGGUACAGACUUACAGACUUAUUUCCUUGAGAUUUAUGUUUCAAAUAGUUUUUUGUCAACGUAGGCUUUUCAAUAACAUUAAAUUGAUCAUAGAACAUAAUACUGUUUUGUAU
Molecule: messenger RNA, 2397 nt
Organism: Ostrinia nubilalis (European corn borer)
Lineage: Eukaryota; Metazoa; Arthropoda; Insecta; Lepidoptera; Crambidae
Gene: Oamb
Product: octopamine receptor Oamb
Exons: 11
Coding region: 352-1905 (517 amino acids)
Biological process (GO): phospholipase C-activating G protein-coupled receptor signaling pathway; cell-cell signaling; adenylate cyclase-activating adrenergic receptor signaling pathway
Cellular component (GO): plasma membrane
Molecular function (GO): alpha1-adrenergic receptor activity
Source: RefSeq, a predicted model, not a curated record